This is a messenger RNA of Etheostoma spectabile (orangethroat darter), 906 nucleotides long. RefSeq names its product PSME3-interacting protein-like. The record is from RefSeq and is a predicted model, not a curated record. Bases 114 to 365 code for a protein of 83 amino acids. The transcript has 2 exons. Lineage: Eukaryota; Metazoa; Chordata; Actinopteri; Perciformes; Percidae.
AAAAUCUCUUUGUUCUCUUACCCAGUUCCUCCCAGUCGUCAGACAGCAGUAAGAAGCAGAGGUUAACAACUACAGCAACGACAGGAAACGGAGCAGACACACAGAACAGGAGCAUGGAGCAGGAGGAGAACCAGGGGGAGCUGAAGAUCAAAAACAAUCCCCAACCUGACAGCCAAGGCCCCCCCAGCUGCCCUGGGCUCCGGUCAAGGCGUGUUACACCUGCCGUCAGCGGCCGUGUGCGUCGGCGUUUUACCAGGACUCUGGGUUAUUCCGGCAGCAGCGACUCUGACAGCAGUUCGGACAGCGAAGGUAGCGUGGACGCAAUCAUGUUGCCGUACCCCCGGCACAGUAGGGCCUACAGAUAGACAUAAGACAGACAGACAGACACACACACACACACACACACACACACACACACACACACACAAUAUAUAUAUACAAAAUGCACUAAGUGAGUCCUUGUACACGUGUACGGACAUUCACAUAAACCUUUUUGCGUUCUCUCUCUUUUGAAUCUGAGAUUACCAGGCAACGUGAAGUUUGCAUGCCUUCAGAAUGGCUAGCAAAGAGAAAAGUUAUCCCACACAAAACACACACACACACACACACACACAACAGAGCCAACAGAAGUGUACCUAAAAAGUACAUGUUUAGUAGUUGCUUUCCCUAUUAGGUAUAACACUGGCAGCACACACACCCAGAAAAAAAGGUCAGUAUUCCUGUGUUUUCACAGCUGUGAGUUGAACUGUUGCUCUUUGUCAUCAAAGUUCAGCCGAGUAAUAUAAUCUUAAGAACCAGUACAUUAAGACCAAUUUAAAUUCUACUCUGAACUAAAUCUGUGUAUCUAUUUGUGAUUUUCUGCUAUUGUGGCACUCAAACAUGAUACCUCGACCCUUCCUUCCCUCA